Molecule: messenger RNA, 1350 nt
Organism: Dujonia railenensis
Lineage: Eukaryota; Fungi; Ascomycota; Pichiomycetes; Serinales; Debaryomycetaceae
Source: the annotation of a GenBank genome assembly
AUGCCUCCAAAAGCUGACUGGGACAAAUACGUUGCACCCAACGAAGAUGACGAGACUGCUCAGGACAAGAUUGUGCCACUUUCCGAAGGAGAUAUUCAGGUGCUUAAAACAUACGGUGCUGCUCCCUACGCCUCUACUUUGAAGCAAUUGGAAAAGGACUUGAAAACAAUCGAAGACAGAAUCAAGGAGAGUAUCGGGAUCAAGGAGUCUGACACCGGACUCGCUGCUCCACAUCUUUGGGAUGUGAUGGGCGACAAGCAAAGAAUGAACGAAGAGUCACCUUUGCAAGUUGCCAGGUGCACUAAGAUCAUCGAAGCAAUCCAGCAAUCUCCCUCCAACCAACCCGCCAUGCUUCAAAACGCCGACAACAAGCUGAAAUACGUUAUUAAUAUCAAACAGAUCGCCAAGUUUGUCGUGGGAUUAGGAGAAAGAGUCUCCCCCACUGAUAUCGAAGAAGGUAUGAGAGUCGGAGUUGAUAGACAAAAAUAUGAGAUCCAGUUGCCUUUACCACCAAGAAUCGAUCCCAGUGUUACGAUGAUGACGGUGGAAGAAAAGCCAGAUGUGACCUAUAGUGAUGUAGGGGGGUGUAAGGAACAGAUUGAAAAAUUAAGAGAAGUCGUAGAGUUGCCCCUCUUGUCGCCAGAAAGGUUUGUGAAGUUAGGGAUCGAUCCACCAAAGGGGAUCUUGUUGUAUGGACCGCCCGGAACCGGUAAGACGUUGUGUGCCAGGGCCGUGGCUAACAGAACCGAUGCAACUUUCAUCAGAGUUAUUGGUUCUGAAUUGGUUCAGAAGUACGUCGGGGAAGGUGCUCGUAUGGUGAGAGAGUUGUUUGAAAUGGCACGUACUAAGAAGGCUUGUAUCAUUUUCUUCGAUGAAGUUGAUGCUAUCGGAGGUGCCAGAUUCGAUGAUGGAGCAGGUGGUGACAACGAAGUGCAGAGAACUAUGUUGGAGUUAAUCACACAAUUGGACGGGUUCGACCCCAGAGGUAACAUCAAGGUGAUGUUCGCUACGAAUAGACCAAACACCUUGGAUCCAGCUUUGCUUAGACCUGGUAGAAUUGACAGAAAGGUGGAAUUUUCACUUCCGGACUUAGAAGGAAGGGCCAACAUUUUCAGAAUUCACUCCAAGACAAUGAGUUGUGAAAAGGAUAUAAGAUGGGAAUUGAUCUCCAGAUUGUGUCCUAACGCUACAGGGGCCGAAUUGAGAUCUGUUUGUACCGAGGCCGGUAUGUUUGCCAUUAGAGCAAGAAGGAAGGUUGCUAAUGAAAAGGAUUUCUUGAAAGCAGUUGAAAAGGUUAUCAAGGGUAACAUGAAGUUUAGCAGUACUUCUCAAUACAUGCAAUACAACUAG